This is a messenger RNA of Hyposmocoma kahamanoa, 1425 nucleotides long. Its product is annotated as coiled-coil domain-containing protein 97. The record is from RefSeq and is a predicted model, not a curated record. The transcript has a single exon. Bases 227 to 1264 code for a protein of 345 amino acids. Lineage: Eukaryota; Metazoa; Arthropoda; Insecta; Lepidoptera; Cosmopterigidae.
UAUAAUUACAAAAAAAUAAGGAGAAAAAUUUGCUAGAUUACGACGAAGGUUUGUUUCUAUUGUGAAAAGUACAUUACACAGCAAUUUUCUAGUGGUUCGAGCCAGUGCACUUUUAUAGUGUAACUCCCAACCAUCUAACCUAAAAAUCUCAGAUCUUUGAAAUUUUUCAUAAUGUUUUAACAUAUUAGAUGUUACAAUAUCGGCACUGGCACAAAAAAUAUUGGAAAUGAGCAAAGGCGAAACACUAAAUGACGUCGAGCAAGAACAUGAAGAGGUGGAUCCGAUUAACGACAUCAUAGAUUACUUAGUGCGCUGCGCCAAGAUAUCUUUUAAAAACGCGCAUGUUGAUGAGAAUGAAGUAAAAACAUCAGAUAAAAUCCGUAUUGCUUGUGAACUAUACAAUCGUUCGCCCACGGAUUUUCUAAUGCAAUUUGGAAAAUACUUGGCUCCAUAUCAUUUACAGUAUUUUGCUUAUUUAGAACCUAAAGAUCAAGAAAAGGAAAGAUAUCAGGAAUGUAUCACUCACCUGAAAAGGUACCAUUCUGAUGACAUCAGACACAAGAGAGUCAGAAACAGGCGCUACAAAGCUUUGCAAAAAUUCCAAGAAGAAACUGAUCACUUUAGUGAAAAGCAAAUGAUGUAUAGAAAUCCUCUGCUGUAUGAGCAACUUGUGGGACAGUACCUUACUGAAGAAGAAAUAAAGGAAAGAGAUGGAGUGGACAGGGAGAACUUAACAUUUCUGAAUUUGAUUUUAGACACUGUUGAUAGAAACGAGAUGAGCGAAAUAAAAAAUGAACAAAUGCUUGAAGAAGAUGAAGACAGCAAUAGUUUACAAGAAAUGCCUAGUAAAGAAGUGGGCUUAAAUAGUCAACAAAAGAAAUGUGAGACUAAACAUUGGGGUGAGUUACCAGGUUUUACUCCUAAGGUUCGAAAACAGACUUUGAUUAGUGCCCCAGAAAGGAGAUUACUCCGUGAAGAAUUUCUUCAAGAAAUGUACAGUAGUUUCAUGGAAGGAAGGGAUACAGAAAUCGAUUAUGAUAGUAUCGACAAUGAUGAGCAAUAUGAUGACUUACAACAAGCAUCUCAAGACGCUGAAGAUCAAUACUUUGACUCUGAGACAAAUGAAGUAGAAAACCUUGAAGACCAUAUGAAGCUUGUAGAAGAGUAUGGAAGAAAGAAGUCUACUGGCAACAUUUCUGUAGCUGAAGAUCCUUUGGAUGAAUUUAUGAGACACAUUGCAAUAAAGCAACAUAGCAGCUGCUAAUAAUUUACCUAGUAUUUACCAAGCCUCAGAAACAAAAUAAACCCAAAAAUCAGAAAUGACACUUAAUUUUUUAAUUUAUUUUUUAUAUAUUAACAUGGACAAAACACGAUGGUGGGAGGUGUCCUAUGGGUCAGCGUUGACCGGCGGAUGGGAAGAUAUAA